This is a messenger RNA of Pelobates cultripes (western spadefoot toad), 22907 nucleotides long. The record is from the annotation of a GenBank genome assembly. NCBI's taxonomy places the organism in Eukaryota, Metazoa, Chordata, Amphibia, Anura, Pelobatidae.
AGGGGAGGCUCUUUUACGUAAAAUCAGAAUGCUAUAAACAGGCUAAAAUCUUCCCAUACCAUCUGAUCUGACGAGUACACAGAGUAGGCAUAAUGUGAGUACAAUUUCUUUUACAAAGAAAGUCAGGGAUCAUUUCAUAACAUUUUCUUUAAGGUUUAUUCUGCAUACACUUCAAACGCCUAUGACAAUUAGCCAAACAUAAUCAAUAAUACAAUCAUGACACUGGCAUGCAUAUCACCACAUUCUUUGGAGCCAAAUAUAAAUUCAGGAUAAUUAAUAUUAAGCUUACUACUAUUUUAUCCACAGAACAAUUAGUUUGAACUACCCCUAUGAUUUAUUAACACCAUGGAAACGUUAAGCAAAUCCACAAUUUUAACUGGAAAUGAAUAUAUGCUUUCAUAUAAAUGAAGCUCACACUGGUUGAAAAUAGUAUGCUUUUUGUACAUAAAUGUAUCAGUCUUGUUUCUAAUAUAUAUGGAUUUUCUUCUUGCCUAUUAAGUAAUGACAUAGAUCAUGUCAUUAUUUAAUAGGCAAGAAGAAAAUCCACAUAUAAUAUAAACAAGACUGAUACAUUUAUGUGCAAAAAGCAUACUAUUUUCAAGAUUUUAAAAUUUAUUUAGAAUUCUGUUAAACCGCAGAAAUAAAACACCAUCACCCUUGCCAAUACACAAUUCCAGAAAAAUUCAUAAUAAAACAGCAGAUGAGUGGAAUAUUUAUAAUGUAAGGGAAAAUCAGCCAAUAUUUGUGACAAGUGGGCUUUUUGCCUUACUAAAGAGGGUCACUGAAAAUAAGUCCAUGUUCUGGUGUAGGCUUUCAAAAUACAAGAGCAACAUAUUUAGGCUGUCAGCUCAAAACAGGGGAAGCAUGCUGUGCAUGAAUACUUGGUUUCAUUAAACAAGACAAACUUGGAAUAUACUUUUUAUUUCCCCAUUUCAUUAAGGAACAUGUUGAUAUUUAACCCUUUCACUACCAAAAUCGAGUAACCAAUUAAACCUCACUCACCCUUGGAAUGAUUACCAGCCUGUAGAUGACCAAGCUUCACUGAUAGAAGCCAGUAGUCGCUGAUAAAAUGUCUGCAAAUUUGCUGAAAACGUAAACUCAUCUAUGGCUUCUAAACAGUAAGGGGAGUUUCUAUGGGGCACAUCAUUCCUCCACCACCAUUUCACUGCUUGCAUUACAUUAGCAUUUCAGAGAAAGGAUUGCUAUAAUAAUCUUAAAUAUCUUUAUUUUUAGAAAUUUACAAUUUAUCUAUAUUUACUCUAUGUGAGCAUUAUGCAUAAAUACAGACUUUCAUUUUACUUUAUGAUGCCAUUUUCAGUAAGCUGUACGGUUUGUAAUGCCUUCAGGGUCCUUACAAAUUCCUAUAAGUAUGGUAUUUGCACAUUUUAAUUUAUUUGUUUUCGUUGCAUCUACUGCAUUUUUGCUUUAAUCCCAACAUUUUAGACCAUAUGUGAUAUACUGCAUGAUAAAGAACAUUGUAUACUGUCUAAAGCUUUUAAUUUGCCAUUGUAUUAUGUUUGAAGUAUGUAUUCAUUGCAAUCUAUACACAAAAUUGCGGUGUUACAAUACAUUCAUAUGCUAGAUAUGCAUCCAUUGCUUCAAGAAAUUGCUAUGCUAAAAUUGUUUCAAUCAAAAAGUGCUUUUUAGUGAGGGGGUUAAGGAAACUGUUAUGGAGGGUUUCCUUAUCUAACCCUAAAAUAAAUGUUAUGUUUGUGACAAAUUCUAUAUUCAUUUGCUUUAGGAGAUGUUAGUUACCCAUUCGUCAGCAUAGAUGGCUCCACCUUUAGUUUAAAUUAAUAUCUACUGUUGCGCCUGCCUACAUCCCACCCAAUUGGCCCUGCAAGCUCACCUCCCUAAUGACCUCAAUAUUUUUACUGCAUUGCCAGGGAAAUGAUAACAUAACUAAGUGACUUCUGUUCUACGUAACUUCAAAGCACAAAACGACUCACAGAGGAAUUAUCACAGCACCGUGUGUAGUUGCUGUGACUAAGAGCAGGAGACCCUCCUGUCUCUCCAUUCCACUACAUUACCAAAGAUAGUUAAAUCCAUGUCAUACUGAAAGACCUGACAUGCCACUGGUCCUGAAGAGAUUAGCUAGCCAAUAUAUAUUGUAUUUUGCUUACCUUGUGUAAAGGUGUAAUGGUAAAGGGUUACUCCAACGAAAAACCAUGUUUCAUAAAAUAAUGGCUUUGGCUGUAGUAACCCUUUAGUAACAUCCAGUUUUGCACAGAAUUGAUAUUAGCCAGCCUGGAACUUUGGUGAUGUGAUUAUGGUGCAUGGAGUAAUCCUUUAAAACAGCUAUGUCCCCUUCAGGGGUUUUUGCAUAUAUUGCUGGGAAGGGGGCUAAGCUGAGUUGGGUUAUAUUUACCUGAAACUCCCCCUUGUGAGAGCCACCAUCUUCAUUCUUCAGUUCCUGGUUGUAUUACGUAUAAGUAGAAAGUAACAUUAUCAUUGGUUAUUUGUAAAGCAUUAACAUAUUGCACAAUACAGCGCUAUGGAGAGACAGCACCAGCCUUACUCUCAGACUCAAAUUCAUACUUAUUUAUCUUAAACAUGGCAUUAUGAAAAACAUCCUGAAUCUGCUUCCUCUUGGAUACUGCAGUGUGGAAAACCUCCCGGAAGUUCAAGAUGAUCAGACUCAUUUUAGUGGCGCUGCUACAGUUGGCGAUGUAUGCACACUCAUCUGGUAAGAGCUUAGACGGUUUAUAAAACUAUAAUACACUGUAAACAUUAAAUUUGGCAUUUCUGGAUAUAUUUUGCUCGGCAUAUCUUUAUUUUAUAGCAACCUUACAAAAUCCUUUAAUGUAAGUAAAUGUUAUUUUCAAUAAAAUCAAAAACCAAAAAGGAAAUGUAGAGUUAUCAGCAAAUGAAAAAAAAAGCUAUUGAUCCUGUAAACAAAUUUUGGUAAUUAUAAUAGAACAACUAUGUUAUAGGGGAACAAUGGAUUUGACUUACUAACUUAAAGGAACAAUCUGGGUACCAUCACAGCUUAAUCCAAAUUACGUUGUUAUGGUGCCAGGAUGUCCUUGAUGCUGACUCAAAUUUAAAUUGUUCAUGCAAACAUAUAUUUUUCAAGUAAUCUGUAUGAAUACAAAGCUAUUGAUUAGAGCUUAGAGCAAGAGUUGACUUCAAUAAAGUUCUUAUGAUACCUGGAGUGUUCCUUUAAUGUUUUAGGUAUUGUAGUUCUAGGGCUAGUUUCUGUGGAUAGCAACUUAGUUCUGUUUUAGUUUCUGGAAUAACAAUGUACACAUAUGCCAGUAGGCAGUGAUUUUUUUUUUUAAUGGACUAAAACUACAUAUUAAAGGACAAGUUUUUGAGAGUUUCCUCUCUUACUCUGAAAUUUUAUUUUCUAUUUGCCAAUUAAAGGACAACUGUCAUUUUCACAACUGAAAUUUUCACUUCUCACUUUGAGUAAAAUGGUGUCAAAGAGUGUUUUGCUGAGUAUCCGGACCAGCCUGCCAAGGCUUUCCUGUGGGAAAGCAUUUCAUUGGCUAAGAUCAUCAAGAUUGAUUAUCUUAGUCAAUGUAAGCAAAACAGGUAAGAGGGCAACAAAGAGACUGUUGCUGCGUGGGAGACAUGGUGAUUAAAACUACUUUUCUCCUUCGAAUGGGGAGGAGGGGAUGCUGGGUACUAAACUGCUUACAGGGCUCUAUAGCAAUAAGAAUAUUCUUUUAUAUACCUAAUGCUAUAGUGUUUUAUAAAUCUGAGAAUUUGCAGAACUAAGGCAAGCCAGUAGCAUACAGAGCUAGGUAAACAUUUUUAAUUGUAAAUAGAAAGGAGUGCUGCUAAACUGCAUCAUGGAGGGAGUCUCUCCAUCACAAGACAUGCUGUGUACUGGCACAAAAGGUAUAAUAGUGCCAACAUUCCAGUGAUGGUGCUCCUUCGGUGACAGUGAGUCUUCAAAGAGUCCCAUCAUUUGCAGAAAAGUGGCAGCAUCAGCCAUAGAUGAGAUGGUGUAGGUCUUGCAGUUUUGAUCCACCAGCAGCUGCUGGGUCCUCAUCUGUAGGAGAUGUCUUUAUCUCUCAGUAACUUAGUCAGUGAGCAAAAGGACUGUCUGUAGCCUGGAGAAGUCCCUGAAGAAGGUAUUUUGUGAUACCCUGAUCACUGCUAUGUCCAGUGGCGUACACACAAUCCAUGGGGCCCCAGUGUGAAACUGAUCCGUGCCUCCCCCCUCUUUCCCCUGAUCCGUGCUCCCCUCUUUCCUCCGAUCCGUGCCUCCCCCAUCUCCCCUGACACAUACAUACAUACAGACACACACAAAAACAGACAGAUACACACACACACACAUAUAUACACACAGACACAUACAUACAGAGAAACAGGCACACACACAUAGACACACUCAUAAAGAGACACAGACACACACACAUACAGAGACACACACACAGAGACACACACACAGAGACACAGACACACACACAUACAUAGACACAGACACAUACAUACGGGCCCCAUGAAUUGUGUGUACACCACUGCAUACAUAGACACACACAUGUACAUACAAAGACAUACAUACAGAGACACACACAUAUACAGAGAGACACAGACACACAUACAAACAGACACACAUACAGAGACACAGACACACACAUACAUACAGAGACACAGACACACACAUACACAUAUAGCGACACAGACACACACACAGAGACACAUACAGAGACACACACACACAUACAGAGACAUAGACACACACAUACAGAGACACAGACACACACACAUACACAGAGUCACAGACACAUACAGAGACACACACACAUAUACAGAGACAGACACAUACAGAGAAACACACACACAUACACAAAAUGUUUCCUACCUUGUUACUUUCCCUGGGGUCCAGUGGGGGCUCAGCCUGAUGGGAGUCAGAGUUCCCACUCUGACUCCCUCCUCCUCCUUCCUCCCACGCGGGCUCUCAGUAUGCUGGGAGGAGUGCCCGGGGAAUCACUUCCUCCCAGCUCUGAUGUAAUCACAGGGGGCCCGGUCGCGCACUUAAAGCGCCCAGCGUUGACCAGGCCCCCUCACAAUCCAUAUCCAUCGGGUGGCCCUGACAGCAUGGACCACCCGAUGGACCCCUCAAUAUGUGGCCCCGGCGGUGUUUUCCAUGCGGGCCGGGGCCGCAAAAUGUGGCAGCAGGCUAUGUCUAAUUGGAACAUCGCCUGUGGUGAUGUUGCCUGAACAUAGAUUUAAGGGAUUCCCUGCUCCGUUGGGCUUGUUCCCCAAACAUAGACCUGCACUGGGGCGCAUGCUCUGUAGCACAUCCGCACCUACCGACCAAUUCAUUUUACGGCCGAGUCAUAAGAACAGAACCUGGUCGGUAAGUGAGGAGUGUCUGUAGUAGAAUAUCCAGGUAUCAAAUCUAAAAGGGUAAGGCGGAGAGGCCAAGCCAAAGGCAGUCUGAAGGUCAGGGCAGGUGGCAGGAGUUGAAGUCAGAGAGAAAGCCAAAAUACUGGUAACCAGGGAAUCACACAAAAGCUCUCAUAGACACAAGAGGUGCACAGGCAGACUAGACUACAGAACAAUUAAGCAAUGACUGAAGGUAGAGAGCGGUAAUUAAAGGGAUGAACUGUCACAUGAGCUGCCUCUCCCCCUGUAAAAAGAGUCACAUGACCCUAUAAAUUUGCCCAAGGGACACGGUGCCAUCACUGUCCUAACUCAUCAUCGUAGGACACAUCUCUGUCCUAACCCUGCCCACCAUGCUCAUGGCCAUGCCAGCCCAGUUUCCCGCCACCUUAGGAAUUAGGACUGGCCUCCCUGGGUCCCCUUGUCAACGGACAGAUCAGAGGAGGCUGCAGGUCAUUGGGUAGGAGCCAUGGAGCCGAGUAUCGUAGACAGCCAACCUUAUGGAUGCCACAGGCAUCCUGAGCAGGUAGAAGAUCACCGGCUGCUAUGACACAUAGAAAAAAAAAAGUAUAUCGGGUAUAAUAUCUAUUUAUGCAUUCUAGCUGUUCCUGUUGAUCCAGAUGUAGACAACCCCCUAGUCAUUUUCCAUUAUCCAUCAUUUGUGAAGGCUGAUAGAAGCAGCCAUCUGCUCAAGUGAUGCACAGUAGAUUUCUAUUGCAUCUCAUUGUUAAAGGACCACUAUAGUGCCAGGAAAACAUACUCGUUUUCCUGGCUCUAUAAGGUCUCUAGGUCCCCCCCACCCUCAGGGCCCCCCUCCCGCCGGGCUCUAGGGGGUGGAAGGGGUUAAAUUUACCUCAUUUUCCAGCGCCGGGCGGGGGACUCUCCUCCUCCUCUCCUACUCCUUCUCGUCGUCAUCGUCUGAAUGCGCAUGCGCGGCACGAGCCGCACGCCCUUUAAGCCAGUCCAUAGGAAAGCAUUCUCAAUGCUUUCCUAUAGACGCUGGCGUCUUCUCACUGUGAAAAUCACAGAGAGAAGCGCGGAAGCGCCUCUAGCGGCUGUCAAUGAGACAGCGACUAGAGGCUGGAUUAACCCUAUUAUAAACAUAGCCAUUUCUCUGAAACUGCUAUGUUUACAGCAGAUAGGGUUAACCCUAGCUGGACCUGACACCCAGACCACUUCAUUAAGCUGAAGUGGUCUGGGUGCCUAUAGUUGUCCUUUAAAUUGUGAAAGGUUUUCCAGUGGCAUCUUCCAUAGAACCAUGUGUUUUUACUCUCAUGCAUGUUCAAAAACACAAAUAUGACAGGGGUCAUGGCAGAUUGAUCUAAAGAUAAAGACCAGGAAAAUAUGGCAGAGGUGAGUGCAUUUCGUAUCCAACUCUGUCUUUGCAAAGAAAAAGGAAAUAGUUAAAAAAUGCCUGCUUUAUAACAUUAUUUUUAUGUCUUGAAGUUUAAUUUUAUAGUUUUCAGUUUUUGCAAACAAUAAUGAACCUCUCCUUCACUUUCUGCAGAAGACUGGUGUUAUCUGGAUUCAGCAUGUGGUGAGUGUCUUGUUUGUAAUUCAUAUAAUAUGAGAAUAUACUUCAAUUCAAAUCAGGUUGUAGUUAUAGCAGACUGACAAAUUUAGGUCAAGAUUUUAAGAUCUGUUUAUUUUUAACUACCGAAUUUCCUAAAGAGAAGUGCAUGCAAUAUAGAAACGAAGACAGUAAAAUAAAAGCUUGAGUACUUCCUCUAAACAGAUAUUAGAGGGUUCAUUAUUUGUGUUUCUCAGCAACCAAGAAACAAACCCAUUAUUCAUCGGGAUUCUGUUCGGGAUUCUGUUCUAAUCAUUUUUAUUACUUCUUUAUUUGUGUAUGGUAUAUUUGGUGGGAAGACAUCAUUGAUAUAACAUAUACUUUUCUAUUAAUUUAGGAACUCACAAAUUGGUUGGACUAACAAGUCUCUAUCCUAGCUUAGAAGAGUCUGGUUAUGAGUCACAUAUUAACUGUAACCUGGAGUCUCUAUGUGAAAACCAAAAAGUUCCUAGGUUCUCAUUAUGCUAGUCUUUAACAAUCCUUAAGUAAACCUUACAUAGUCAUAUAGGUUAAAAAGAGACAUGCUGUCCAUCAAGCUCAGCCUUUUUCAUGUCUGUUUUUGUUGUUGAUCCAACAAGAAUAGGUUUCCAGACGAUGGUUUGUAUUGGCCCUGAAUAUAUUUGUAUAAUCUUAUCAUAUCCCCCUUGAGGCGCCGUUUUUCUAAACUAAAGAGAUUUAAAUUUGUUAACCUUCCUUCAUAACUAAAAUCUUCCAUUCCUUUAAUUAAUUUUGUAGCCCGCCUCUGCACUUUUUCUAAAAUUUUUCCAAAAUUGCACAGCAUAUUCAAGAUGUGCCUGCUUUGUUGUCUAUAACAAUUCCCAAAUUCUUCUUGUGUGUUAUUCCUAAUUCACUACCAUUUAGAGUGUAUGUUGCUUGUGCAUUCUUUAUUCGAAGUGCAGAACUUUGCAUUUUUCUACAUUAAAUUUUAUCUGCCACUUAAGUGCACAGUUCCCCAAUCUAUUUUAUUUCCUCUGCAGUAAAGUAAGAUCUUGUUCACAUUCUAUUACAGUUUUGUGUCAUCUGCAAACAAUGACAUCUAAUAAAAUGUUUUACCAAUUUAUCGACUGAAGCAAAAUAGAUUAAAUCACUGAAAGGGACACUCCAGGCACCCAGACCACUUCUGCCCAUUGGAGUGGUCUGGUUGCCAACUCCCAUCACCCUUAACCCUGCAAGUGUAAUUAUUGCAGUUUUUAUAAACUAUAAACAGCAUCACUGGAAUCCCCAUAGGAAAGCAUUGAAUAAUGCUUUCCUAGAGGGAGGUCUAAUGCGCGUGUGGCCAUUGCCGCGCAUGUGCAUUAGGUCUCCCCCGCUGACUCAUGUUGGCAGGGGAGGAGCAGGGGCAGAGCCUGGCCCAGUGCUGAGGGACAUCGGCGCUGGAUUCAGGUAAGUCACUGAAGGGGUUUUAACCUUCAGCAACAUGGGAUGGGGGGUGGGAAGGAGAGGGGCACUGCAGGAUUCUGCAGUGCCAGGAAAACGGGGUUGUUUUCCUAGCACUGGAGAGUCCCUUUAAUAGUUGAUUGAGACAAUGCAUCAACUGGUUUGGAACCACUCGUCUAGUGCUAACCCUGGACCAGCUUUCCAGAGGCCAGCUUGAAGAUUUAUUAGCCUGUGAUAAAACAAACAAAAAAAAGAUACUCAACUAGCUAGUAAAAGCCAAGGAGAGACGAAAUGAUAUAAGCAGGGCCAGACUGGGAAUAAAAAGCAGCCCUGGAAUUUUUUUACACCAGCCCUAACAUUAAUUGUGCCAACUGUGACAGAUAUACAGGUGGAAAAACACAAAAGAUUGAAAAUGAUUUACCCAGCGUUUCAUCCCCAAAACUUGAAUAGUUAUUGACUGAUAGCUGCUGUGUGUCUAAUUUAAAUUAAUCUUAUUUUGUUUAGUCCUCAAUCCUAUGAGUGCACUCUGCGUUGGAUAUAGUUUGAUACCAGGGAAUGAAAGACUGAGAGAAGGGCAGGGUUAUCGACUAAACUAAUACGUUUUGUGAACAAAUUCCCAAAAUUAGGCUACAAUAGUCAAGCUGUCACUAUGGCGAAGUUUGGAUUUUUCAAAUCCGCUAUUUUGGUCUAAAUUACGCAAUUUAGAUUUUCACUUACUAAAAUGAGAAAUUUAGUGAAUAACCCUUUGAAAAAUGUAAAACCCUUGUUACAUUUAUAUACGUGUGUAAUCUCCAAAUGUGUAUUAUGUAUGCAUAUGUCUAUUAACAUAUGUGUAUCAUACUGAUGUUUGUAUAUAGAUAUACACACAUACAUACAUACACACACACAUACACACACAUACACACACACACAUAUAUAUAUAUAUAUAUAUAUAUAUAUUAACCUGAACCACUACAGCUUAAUGUAGUUUCUCUGAAGUCUAUAUCCUGACCCUGAACGCUUUUAAAUGUAAACACUGACUUUUCAGACAAAAGGCAGUGUUUACAUUGCUGCCUGGUGACACCUCUAGCGACAUUCACUCAGACGUUAAUGUUCCCUAUACGGAUGCAUUGAUUCAAUGCAUCUCUAUGAGAAGUUAAAUUGGCACAGUGGCAUUUUGCCGUGCAUGCACAAUAGUCUCCCAAUGCUUUGCUAUGAGGAAGCAUUGGAUUGGCUGAGAUCGUCAAGAUUGAGGAUUUCAGCCAUGGAAGUGGGGCCAGCCACAGCGUGGAAAAAAGGUGAGUAAAAAAAAACAAAAAAACAAAAACAAAAACCGACUCAGACUCACUCACAGACAGACACUCAGACCGACACUCCGACAGACACACACUCACAGACAUACUCACAAACACACACACUCAGACAGACACACACACUCACUCCCUACUCGGCUCCCUCUCACGCACUGUUUAGUGAGCCGGGGGCCAGAGUGACAUCAUAACCCAGCUCUGUGAAUCACUGCAAGCCGCGCAAGGGAGCAGAGCAGGGAGAUUACAGCUCCUUCGCUGUGGCACUAAGUCAGCCGCCCGCCUCCCUCUGCUCUCCAUUACCUUGCUGCUCCCCUCCAUCAGCUGCCCACCUUUUCUACCACAGCUCUCCAUGGGCCAGCCACCCCUCUCCCUCCCUCUGCAAUAAAUUAGCUGUCCGCCCAGUUCCCUCUGUCAGCCGCCUGCCUUCCUCCCACAGCUCUCCAUGAACCGGCUUUGAUAUAAUACACAUAUAUUAAUAUACAUUUGUGUAAAUAUAUAGAUGCAUAAUACUCCCACAAAUCACAGAUAAAGCAAAACUAUAUAAAACUAUAUAUAUUUUUUUUUUUAUAAAUUCAAUUUAUUUUAAAUUAAAAAAAAAAACCAGACAGAUACAUGGAAUUUUAAUUAAUAAAUACUCACUGGCACACACACUGGCGUGUAGUCACUGAUGCCCAUACAUACUGACAUAUACAGGGAGUGCAGAAUUAUUAGGCAAGUUGUAUUUUUGAGGAUUAAUUUUAUUAUUGAACAACAACCAUGUUCUCAAUGAACCCAAAAAACUCAUUAAUAUCAAAGCUUAAUAUUUUUGGAAGUAGUUUUUAGUUUGUUUUUAGUUUUAGCUAUGUUAGGGGGAUAUCUGUAUGUGCAGGUAACUAUUACUGUGCAUAAUUAUUAGGCAACUUAACAAAAAACAAAUAUAUACCCAUUUCAAUUAUUUAUUAUUACCAGUGAAACCAAUAUAACAUCUCAACAUUCACAAAUAUACAUUUCUGACAUUCAAAAACAAAACAAAAAGAAAUCAGUGACCAAUAUAGCCACCUUUCUUUGCAAGGACACUCAAAAGCCUGCCAUCCAUGGAUUCUGUCAGUGUUUUGAUCUGUUCACCAUCAACAUUGCGUGCAGCAGCAACCACAGCCUCCCAGACACUGUUCAGAGAGGUGUACUGUUUUCCCUCCUUGUAAAUCUCACAUUUGAUGAUGGACCACAGGUUCUCAAUGGGGUUCAGAUCAGGUGAACAAGGAGGCCAUAUCAUUAGAUUUUCUUCUUUUAUACCCUUUCUUGCCAGCCACGCUGUGGAGUACUUGGACGCGUGUGAUGGAGCAUUGUCCUGCAUGAAAAUCAUGUUUUUCUUGAAGGAUGCAGACUUCUUCCUGUACCACUGCUUGAAGAAGGUGUCUUCCAGGAACUGGCAGUAGGACUGGGAGUUGAGCUUGACUCCAUCCUCAACCUGAAAAGGCCCCACAAGCUCAUCUUUGAUGAUACCAGCCCAAACCAGUACUCCACCUCCACCUUGCUGGCGUCUGAGUCGGACUGGAGCUCUCUGCCCUUUACCAAUCCAGCCACGGGCCCAUCCAUCUGGCCCAUCAAGACUCACUCUCAUUUCAUCAGUCCAUAAAACCUUAGAAGAAUCAGUCUUGAGAUAUUUCUUGGCCCAGUCUUGACGUUUCAGCUUGUGUGUCUUGUUCAGUGGUGGUCGUCUUUCAGCCUUUCUUACCUUGGCCAUGUCUCUGAGUAUUGCACACCUUGUGCUUUUGGGCACUCCAGUGAUGUUGCAGCUCUGAAAUAUGGCCAAACUGGUGGCAAGUGACAUCGUGGCAGCUGCACGCUUGACUUUUCUCAGUUCAUGGGCAGUUAUUUUGCGCCUUGGUUUUUACACACGCUUCUUGCGACCCUGUUGACUAUUUUGAAUGAAACGCUUGAUUGUUCGAUGAUCACUCUUCAGAAGCUUUGCAAUUUUAAGAGUGCUGCAUCCCUCUGCAAGAUAUCUCACUAUUUUUGAUUUUUCUGAGCCUGUCAAGUCCUUCUUUUGACCCAUUUUGCCAAAGGAAAGGAAGUUGCCUAAUAAUUAUGCACACCUGAUAUAGGGUGUUGUCAUUAGACCACACCCCUUCUCAUUACAGAGAUGCACAUCACCUAAUAUGCUUAAUUGGUAGUAGGCUUUCGAGCCUAUACAGCUUGGAGUAAGACAACAUGCAUAAAGAGGAUGAGGUGGUCAAAAUACUCAUUUGCCUAAUAAUUCUGCACUCCCUGUAUUCAUCAACAAACACUGGCACACAAACUAAUGCUGCAUCCCAUACAAACACUGUCACCAGGGCUGCCAUCAGAAAUUUGCGAGUCCCCCCUGUCCCCCCCCAGAGUCCCCCCACAGGGAUGCAGUGUCUGCAGGGCCGGUGCAAGAAUUUUUGCUGCCCUAGGCAAAAGUAAAGUUUGCCGCCCCCCAUGUGACAUCACAAUACCCCACCCAUAUGAUCUGCCAUGUUAACUAACACAGUGCUGCAGUGCCGCCGUGUUUACAAUAAAAGGCCUGCAGGGACAGGCUAUAGACACCAGAACCACUACAUUAAGCUGCAGUGGUUCUGGGGACUGUAGUGUCCCUUUAAUGUGAGGUAAAUUAGAGAUUAGUGCCACGAAUAAUAUACUAGAUUGCCUACUUACAACCAGAUGAGGAUGAUGAUGGGCUCUAGCUGCAGUCUGGUUCCACUGGUCUGGUGUAGAACAGGAUCUCUGGAGGCUGUUUGUAACUGUGGUCACAAAAUCAAUGUUCUGGGAGAACGGGAAGCAGCUCCAUUUUUUGGGGGUCCUUUACACAGCUCAAGGUCUGGGUCCCAAGGUCCACCUUCAUGUUCCACCAAUGAGUUUGUUCACAGGGGGUGGAGUGUGUAGGGGAUGUCCUGAUAUGUGUGUAAGGAAUGCAUUGUGUGAAUCUGUGUUUGUAUGUGUAAGGGCUGCAAGGUGAGUUUGUGUAUGUAUGGGAUGCAGUGUGUGCGUCUGUAAGGGAUGCACUGAGUGUGUGUAAGGGGUGCAUUGUGUGUUGCUGUGUGUAAGGGAUGCAUUGCUUGUGCAUGUGUGUCUGUGUGUAAUGCAUUGUGUGUUUUUCUGUGUGCAAGGGGUGCAUUGUGUGUGUGUGAUGGAUGUCAAUCUCUCCCCCUACCCCCGUCAAUUUCCUUCAUCUCCCCCUCUCUCCAAUUUCCUUCUUCCCCUCCCUCUCAUUUUCUUCUCCCCCUCCCUCUCAUUUCCUUCCUCUCCCCCUCCCUCUCAUUUCCUUCCUCUCCCCUCCCUCUCAUUUCCUUCCUUCUCCCCCCUCCCUCUCAUUUCCUUCCUUCUCCCCCCUCCAAUUACCUUCCUCCUCUCCCCCCCCUCAAAUUUCCUUCCCCCCCUCUCCCCCUCAAAUUUCCUUCCUCUCCCUCAAGAUUUCCUUCCUCCCCCUCAAAUUUCCUCCCUUCCACUCCCCCCCCCUCAAAUUUCCUCCUUCCUCUCCCCUCAAAUUUCCUCCUUCAUCCCCCUCCCUCAGAUUUCCUCCUUCCUCCUCCCCCCCUCAAAUUUCCUCCCUUCCUCUCCCCCCUCAAAUUUCCUCCUUCCUCUCCCCCCUCAAAUGUACUUCCCUCUCCCCUUCAAAUUUCCUUCCUUCCUCCCCUCAAAUGUCCUUCCUCUCCCCCCUCAAGUAUUGGCUUCCCCCCCCUUCAAUUCCUCCUUCUCUCCCCUCCCUCAAAUUUCCUCCCUCUGUCUCCCCCCCACUCCAAAUUUCCUCCCCAUCAAGGUUUCCUCCUCCUCUCCCCCCUCAGAUUUCCUCCCCUUCCCUCCCCUCCUCCUCAAAUUUCCUGCCCCUGGCUUGCCUCCUCAGGUUUCCUCCUAACUCCCCACCACCCACUCCUGAUAGGCGGCCAGCGGGCACUCUCUGGAGUGCUUCCUCUUCCCAGCUCCCCUCACUUGGCCGCCCGGCGUACUGAUGCAGACGAGGAGAUGACGUCAUCUUCGGCUCCGGCAUCAGUGGAAGGGGCUGAAGAGGAGCACAGAGGGUGCUCGCUGGCGGCGCCCACGACCCCACCCGCCCGGCUGACUGCGGGGCCAGCCUCUGGGGGGCCCUGAGGUGGCGGCUGCUGGGCCCCCCAGGGAGAAGAGGCUGGCCCUGUGGAUACACUCCCGGUCGCAGGGGCCUGGUAUGUACCCUCUGAAUGUGGGGCCGGACGACCUGAGCAGUCCGGGCCCCCCAGGACCGCCGGGCCCUGAUGGCGGCCCUGACUGUCACACAAUCACUAAUGCAUACAUACUCCCUGACAUCCACACACAUUGAUCCACACUGACAAAUUGAUCCAUACUGACACACACACACACACACACAUUGAUCCAUACUGACACAUUGAUCCAUACUGACACACACACACACACACACAAACAAAUCCAUACUGACACAUUGAUCCAUACUGACACACACACACACACACACACAUUGAUCCAUACUGACACAUUGAUCCAUACUGACACACACAAACUGUUCUUAAACGGUUUGACUACUUACUCUUGGAGUGCGCUACGGCACUCCUGGCACCAUAACUACUAAAGAGGACUUAAGUGGUUAUUGUGCCUGGAUUGUUCCUUUAAAUAAUCUACCAGUGCCCCUCCCAAGAUUAGGUUCUGGUUCCGCCCCUGAUUUAAGGGGGGUAAAGAGGGGAGCCGGGGGGCUUUACGUGUUUUUCACACUAUAGGGUCAGGAAUACAUGCUUGUGUUCCUGGCCCUAUAUUUUUUACUUUAAGUUGUAGUUGCAUUUAAGAUUCUGAGGCUGUAACUCUCUUCACUGUGAGCCACAUCCCCUCUAACCCCAAGUACCUCUAAUGUUACUUAACCUCAUCAUAACCUCCUAUUUAAAGGACACUGUAGGCAUUAUAUAAAUUUGACCUCAUUGCAUUGGUUAUAGUGCCUGGAGUCCUCUGGCACCAUCACACCAUUCAUUGUUAAACUAUACUCCAGCAAAUGAACACUAAUUAAGGGUUCCUGGACACCCACAGCCUGGCCCUAACUGGAGGUAUGACUAAAGCAGAUAUUAUACACUUCCUUCUGGCCAUACCAGUUCAUACAAAUAAUGGACACUGAGAUAGAUUGAGAGCAGUCAGCUUAUUCUCACAGGAACUCACAGCCACCCACUGCAACUCAUGGUCAAAGCUUCAUCAUUAGUCUAAGCAGAGCAGAAAGGUGUGCUACUGGGCACUCUGUUAAAAUUUUAACAGUUUAAUGCUGAAUGGAAGGACAGCACCAGGAAAGUCCAGGUAGAAUAACAACAGUUACAGAGCCUACAGUAUCGCUUUAACCUGCUGCAUUGUUUAUGAUUACAACAGCUUUGCUUUAACAAUGAAUGGCAUGUAAAACACACUGACAAAAUCAUAUCGCUUCCAUGCAAAGAACAAUUUCAGUCCCUACACAGACUAUUCUCAAAAUGUUGUCUUGCUACGUUUUAAAUUUAUAUUAAAACCAAAAUCAAAUUUAAAACAAUAUGCCUUAUUUUAAAAAAAAUUCUUUGAGAACUAGAGUAUUAGUUUGACAUUUCAAGCCAUCCUAGAAAUAGAGGGCUUGAAAGGACUGUAUGUAAAAUACUAUAUUAAUGCUGGUGUAAAAGUUAAAGUGACAAUAUAGUCACCAGAACCAGUACAGCUUAAUGUUGUGGUUCUGGUAUCUAUUGCCUGUCCCUGCAGGCCGUGCACUGUAACUAGAUAUAGAGAAAAUCAAUUAAUAUAUUUAGAGAAAAGGCAGUGUUUACAUUGCUGCCUUGGAACACCUCUAGUAGUAGUCGCUCAGACAGCCACUAGAGGUGCUUCCUGUGUCAGUGCUGCACCUACAUUCAGGAUCUCUACACGCUGCAUGAAGACAUUGGAUGAUCUCAGCCAUGGAGGCAGGGCUAGCCGCAGUGAGACAGGCAUGGCAUGGGAGAAAAGGUGAGUAAAAACUCACAUUUCAGUGCAAUCUGAGUGGGGCCCGGGGGACCUAAACAGAUAUACCAGGACUAUACUGUCAAGAAUAUAUGUUUGUAUUCCUGACACCAUAGUGUUCCUGUGGCGGAACAGACCUCGCCACGUGUUCUUGGAGGGGGCUGCUUGACCGCUCCUACCUUCUGACUAUGGCCCUGGGAUAUAUGGCAUUUGAAAAAACUAUUUGUGCCCUGUGACAAAACUGGAGAUUGUGCACAAAUAUGACUAUUGUCCAUAUUUUUUAUGAUUCCUUUCGUUUGUUGCACUGUUCCCCAUGUGUUUCAUCUGUUGGUCCGGCUGGAUAGACUACCAGACAAACUGUGGAGUUACUGGGUGGCCACCAUUUCAUGUAUCAGAGACACAUUGUGAGAACAAUGGAUGAAGCACAUGGUGAGAACAAUGGAUGGCUGCCAUUUUAACUCACAGCCACUGUUUGGACUUUUCUACAUGGUGCCAUCUCGCCGGUAUUUGGUGCACAAAGACAUCGUGCAGUAGUUUUAAACUAUACAACAUGGGACACAUUAUACAGUAAUUAUUUUUCAUAUAGCCUGUUUAUGUUCUGCGGAAUCUGCAUUAAACUGUAUCUUCCAAACUACUGAACGGAUCUGGGUGAAUUUUGGAUAUGUGGUUCACCCAGGUUCCCCCGUGCUGAGGAUAUACCUUUUAUGGGGUUAUUGCAUGUUUUGGGCUCCCUGUGAUAAGUUUUAUAAUACUGUAUUUCUCUGCCUGUGAUAAUUAUAUUAACCAUUGUGUUCAGUAAUCAUAUCACAGGCAGAGGGGAGGAUUUUGUGUGGUGGUGUCUGUGUGUAUUGUACGGAUUGAUUGGUUGUAUUUCAAAACCCUGUGGGCAGUACUAUGUUUGUGGAUUGUGAAUAAAAGAGGCUGUAUGUGCCAGUACAGUCAGUUCUGCUUGACCUCAAAACGAAGUGUCAUCUCGUUAUUGGGGGAAUUGGAUUGUAUGCUGAUUGCAGGAGUGUAAGCUGAUUGUAUGCUUUUCCUGUUCAGCUGCUUACAGCAUUCAUAUGCUUGAGAGCAUUCGUAUGCUUCUCCAGUUCGGUGGUUGUGGUGUCUGCUGCAGUGCUUGGAGUCCUCAGGAAGCGCUAGGAGCAUCCUUCAACGGAGGUACCCAGUCGGGGUGCCAGGUGAUCCGUUACAGUUCCUUUAAAGUUAGGGUUGGUGCAUUUGGUGUAAGGGUUAGCUAGUUUUAGUGUUGGGUAAUAGUAAGGUUACCUAGAGACUUUGGGGGGGAGGUAAUGCACAUGGAGGGGUUUGGGUGAGAGGAAUGAGACACAUGGAGGGGAGGGAAAGACACACAUGGAGGAACUCGAUGGGGAGAGAGAAUGACCGAUCUGCCGCUGUUCAGCCCCAUAUGCAGCAAACUGCGAUGCACUGUGUGUUCUGACACAUUUCUAGCAUACCCAGCAUUAAGUAUUUCAGCAAUUUGAGGUACCAUGUGUCUUCUGUGUUAUUAGACUAGACAGGCUAGCCUUCGCUCAUCAUGCAUCAAGGAGCCCACAAAGUUAUUAAAGAUAAGGGAAGGGUUAGAAGGUUUAUUUACUGGAAUUAGUUUGGUUAGCCCCCAAAUUUUUUUAUCAUGAACAAACUUCUUCCUCUUUGGAGAACUCCAGUAAUAGCCUUGAGGAUGAGCCCAUGUAGUGGGGGAUGACAAUCGUAAGCACAGAAGCAGUAUAGGAGAUAGAAGGGUCUCUACGCCUAUUGCAGGAAGGGCAAUAGUCGUGCCACUUGUCUUAUGAAGCCAAGAAAUGCCUGCACCUAAGACUUUCCGUAGGAUGGGCAUUGUUCCUAGACUUCUUCCCAUCCUCAUCCAUAUAGGAAGAGUCACUCAGGUUUGUUCCAAAAGGUUGACCACAGAAUCAGAUCCUCCAAAAGGUUGACUACAGAAUCAGAUCCACAGAAACUGCAUUGUCCUUCAAAGUAAGAUGGAGAGUCUCACUAGCCACUCAGAAAAUGAUAAUAGCUGUUGUCUCCCUGAUACAUUUGGCCUUUUUGUAUAUGUCAGGUAAACCCAAUGGAUUACACUUUGGAUUUGCCUUGGAAUCUUUGCAUCCAUAUUACCUUCCAUGUUUCUCUGCUAAAGCCUUUGACCUGCAAAUAUUUUUCUAAUGCUACUUCUGUUCUCUCGCCAGUACUUGUAAACUACCACAAGGAAUUCAGCAGAGUGCCUAUUGGUUCUCUAGACGCACAAUUUUCAUCAGGAUGUGUUCACAUUAUUCUGGCCUCAAUCUAUCCUAAAAUUAUACAAGUUGUCAUCCUAUUAGAUGCACUCCAGCUGUGCACAAAUGAUGCAAGUGUGAUGUAGGGAUCCAAGUCCUUUUAAAAAACGUUUUAUCUUUAGUAUCAGUGCCCAUUCAUGGUCUCACAGCCCUUAAUUGUGGUAUUCUAUGCCACUUUUGUGUCAGGCCAGCCUACAUCCCUGAUUUUGAGAUUAACCAGUUCUGUAUUUGUGUGUAACAGACCUGACUUUGUCCCUGACUGUCUAUUUUUCUUAGUCCUGACCGUUGUUUAUCAGACCUGUCUUUCCUGAUUUUGCUUAAUCUAAUCCCAACCUUUACUUAGUUUGUAAUUAGCCACUGUGCCUUUGGUAGGUUGUUGCCUUAGAUGGGGAUGGGGAGAGAGAAUGGGCUAUUGCUAGUGGAAAUGGCAGAGGGCGUUGACUUUGAGCUGGUGGGCUUGGGUCAUGUAGAGUGGGUUUGGGAUGGAAACACACCCCUUCAUUCAUACAUUGACCUUCCACACAAUAACAAUAAUAACUUGAAUAAAGUUGAGGUAGCAGGUAACAUUUGGGCCUGUAGGCAACUUUUCAGAACUUUGAACCCUGGAAAAAAGUAAUAUGCUCUGUGACUGUAAGGUGUAAUUUUAAAAUGUUAUGUGUUUUGUAUUCCUCAGAACCAUCCACCUGGAGUCUACACUAUGACUCCUGCAACCUAAAUUGGCAAUCACCUAUCAACAUUGUCACAAACAAUGUUGUCACUGAUGCUAACUUACGUCCCAUCCAAAUCACUGGAGUUUUUGGAUCUUCUGAGGCUGUUGUAUCUAAUAAUGGACACACAGGUGGGUUUAAUUUUAAUAACACCUCAUCCACCAGUAAUUUCAUUUAUCAACCAAGAAUGCAAAAAUAGUACACCAUGUCGUUUUAAUGGUCAUUUAUUUAUUUGCUUUAAUUCUCUAGUUGAAGUUACUCUGAGCUCUGAUUAUAUUCUCACUGGCGCAAGUCUCGCUGAUCCACACAAGCUGGCAGGGUUUCACAUCCAUUUUGGCAGCACACAGAAUAACAUUGGUUCUGAGCAUUACAUCAACAACCAAGGAUACCCACUGGAGGUCAGUUAAUAGAGUAUGAGAACCUCUCAUCUAAAUGAGAUGAUGAACAGUGUAGACCAAGCAUGUCAAACAUGCGGACCGUGGAAACCUUUGCAGCCCAGGGCUGGACUUGUCGGGCCGCCUGCCCUGGGUCUGCUUUGUGCUGUGGCUUUUCCAUGGGCCACGGCCCUUUGCGUGCUUGAGUCAUAUUUGGCAGCUGUGCAGCGGCGUUACAGUGCACAGAGUGGAUGGCUGCGUGCAGAGCAGGCCAGCCACUCUCCCUUCCCUGCUGCUCACAGUGCCAGAGGAGCAUAUGGCCUGUUUGAGCAAAGAAAAUCGUGCAGGGCUGGACUGGAAGACUGCUUAAGGUAGGGGAAGAGGGGCUUAAGGGGAACAUUCCUGUAGUGUAUUAAAUUGGCAGAAGGAGGGCAGUGUAUUAGAGUGUUGGGGGUAGUGUAUUAAAUUGGGGGGAAGUAGGGGCAGUGUAUUAGAGUGAGGGGGGGCAGUGUUUAAAAUUGGGGGAAGGGAAGUAGGGCAGUGUAUUAAAUUCGAGGGAGGGAGGUUGGGCAGUGUACUUGAGUUGGGGGGCAGUAUAUUAAAUUGGGGGGAAGGAGAAAGGGGCAGUGUAUUAGAAUGGUUGGAGGGGGCAGUGUACUAGAGUGAGGGGAAGGGACGAGCAGGGCCAGUGCAAGGAUUUUUGCCGCCCUAGGCAAAAGAAAGAUUUGCCGCCCCCACCCCCAUGUGACAUCACAAUGCUCCACCCAUAUGAUCUGCCAUAUGAACUAACGCCAGUGCUGCACACAGUGUGUGUUUACAUUAAAAAGCCAGCAGGGACAGGCUAUAUACACCGGAACCACUUCAUUAAGCUGCAGUAGUUUUGGGCACUAUAGUGUGAGUUAAUGUGAGGUAAAUUAGAGAUUAGUGUCACUAAUAAUAUACUAGAUUGCCUACUUACAACCAGAUGAGGAUGGUGAUGGGCUCUGGCUGCAGUUUGGCUCCACUGGUCUGGUGUAGAACAGGAUCUCUGGAGGCUGUUUGUAAUUGUGAUCACAAAAUUCAAUGUUCUAGGAGAACGGGAAGCAGCUCAAUUUUUUGGGGCCCCUUGCACAGCUCAAGGUCUGGGCCCCAGGGCCUGAUGGUGAGUAUGCCCAUAAGGCCCACCCAUAAAUCCAUCUAUAUGUUCGCACACAGGGAGUGGAUGUGUUAUGUAUUAUUGUAGAGGAUCUAAUGUGUGUGCUAAUGGAAUGUAGUGUUUAGGGAUACCAGUUUGUGUAGGUGAUGCAGUGUUUGUGUGUAGUGGAAGCAGUGUGUGUUUGUAUAUAAGGGAUGUAUUGUGUGUUUCUGGUUGUGUGCAAGGCAUGGAUGCAUUGUGUGUUACUCUGUGUGUAAGGGAAGCAUGUUGUGUUUCUGUGUGUGUAGGGAUGCAUUGUGUUUUCUGUGUAUGUAUAGGGAUGCAUUGUGUGUGUGUGCGUAGUGUGAAAGAGCUCCCUGUCCUAUAGAACUCUCCCUUCUGUCCCUUAGAGCUAUCCCCUGCCCCUUAGUGGUCUCUCCUCUCCCCUAGCGGUCUCUUCUCACACCCACCCACCCUCCCUGUGUUCUUCUCACCCCCCAACCACCCUCCCUGUGUGCUCCUCACCUCCCCCUCCCUGUGUUCUCCUCACCUCCCCUUCUCCUCAUCCCCUCUUCCGUGUUCUUCUCACCUCCCGCCUCCCUGUGUCUUCCUCAUCUCCCCCUCCCUGUGUUCUCAUCUCAUCUCCCCCUCCUGUGUUCUCCUCAUCUCCCCUCCCUGUGUUCUCCUCACCUUCCCCUCCCUGUGUUCUCCUCCUCCCCCCCUCCUGUGCUCUCUCCCCCCCUCUCCGUGUUCUUUCACCUCCCCUUCUCCUCCCCCCUCCUCUUCUUCUUACUCCCCCUCUUCUUCUUAUUCCCCAGUUCUUCUUCUCCCCCUGUGUUCUUCCCACCUCCCCCCCUCCUGUGCUCUUCUCAUCUCCCUCCCUGUGUUCUCCUCAUCUCCUUCUUCUCACCCCCCGUGUUCUUCUUCUAUCUGUCAGUCAUUGUGUGUCAGUAAGUGUGUAUGUCAGUGGGUGAUAUCAGUGAAAAUGUGUCUGUCAGUGAGUGUGUGGUCAGUGUCCUCUGUGUGUAAGUGUGUGUCAGUGUGUAAAUAUGUAUGUAUUAUAUUUUCAUUUUGUGACUUAUAUACUUCAGAUUAACAGCUCAUAUACUCUUCCUUACUUCUUCUUACUCCCCCCUGUGUUCUUCCCACCUCCCCCUCCUGUGCUCUUCUCAUCUCCCCUCAUCUCCUUCUUCUCACCCCCGUGUUCUUCUUACUCCCCCUCCUGUUUUCUUCUUACUCCCCAUCCCUUCUUCUUACUCCCCCCUCCCCUCUUCUUCUUACUCCCCCAGUUCUUCUUACUCCCCCCCUUCCUGUGUUCUCCUCACGUGAAGCCUUUAAAAAAAUUAGAGAUGUGUACCCAGGAUUACAUAUUGUUUGCAUGAUAAUGAUACAAGUAGUUUUAGUUUGUGUUGGUCUAGGAGGUCAAACUUUUUUUUUUUGCAGCCACAUAAACUUAAACCUUGUUUAUUUGGCCAGUGUGAGCCUUGAGUUUGACAUGCUCGGUGUAGACAGUCUUUGCAUUUCAUAACAACACACUUGGAAUGAUGGUAAAUGUACUGGCAAUAAUAGUGUCACAAUUUUUAAUUAAUAAAUAGUGGUUUGUACCCUUGUUUCUCAACCUAUAGUAUGCAUACCCUAGGGGGUACACAUACCAAAAGCAGGGCGUAUGGCAUGAGCUGUCUAUCUGGCCACUAUAGGGCCGAAGGAGGCGGGCAGCUGUGCACUAACGCAAGGAUGGAUGGCAGGUGUCUACUCUGCCUAAAUACAGUAAUACAAUAAUUUGUGUGUAUGAGAGAAUGUGUAUGUGUCUGUCAGUGAGUGGAUGUCUGCCAGUUAAUGUGUGUGUGUCUGUCAAUGUGUGUCAAAUCAGUGAGUGUGUUUGUCAGUGUGUGUAUCUGUCAGUCAUUGUGUGUGUCAGUAAGUGUGUAUGUCAGUGGGUGAUAUCAGUGAAAAUGUGUCUGUCAGUGAGUGUGUGGUCAGUGUCCUCUGUGUGUAAGUGUGUGUCAGUGUGUAAAUAUGUAUGUAUUAUAUUUUCAUUUUGUGACUUAUAUACUUCAGAUUAACAGCUCAUAUACUCUUCCUUACCAGAGGUGGCUCUUUAAUUAGGUGGUUUAGGCUGCCGCCUAAGGCUUCGCGAUGGCUGGGGGUCGCGGUCACCUAAACCGCCUUAGGGCAGACUGUGUCAGGUCUUUGGUCAGUGACAAAGAACCUGACACCAGGAGGGGGCAUGGCGGCUUGCUCAGUAUGCCGCUGGGUGCGAGGCCCCUCCUGUCAGCCCGACCAACAAUCGCAGACACCGGUCUGCAGCUCCCCAGUGUGCAGAGCUACAGACCAUGUGUCUCGCCAGAAAUUGCAAAUCAAAGCGUUGCCACAGAUUACCACGGCAACGCUCUGACGGGUCUCGCGAGAUGCAUGGUCUGGAGCUCUGCGGAGCUGCAGACCGGAUAUCAUGGCCACCGGACAACCAGGUAGCCCACACUGGACCACCAGGGAAUAAAAAAAAAAGGUAUUUAUUCCCCACCCUCUCCCCAUUUCCCCCCUCCCUCACACAUCACCCCCUCCCUCUCACAUCACUCCUCCCUCUCACAUCACCCUCCUCCCUCUCACCAUCACCCUCCUCCCUCUCACAUUACCCCCCCAACACCAUCACCCCUUCUCCCUCUUAUUAUUAGUUAUAGUCCUUGGUGGUCAGAUGGGGAAAUGUUAGACUCAUAUCCUGGUAGUGUUCGAGGAGCAGGCUAAUUUUAUAUGUAAUUGUUUUUCAGAUUCACUAUGUAUUUUAUAACACAAAAUAUCAAGAUCUCACAACAGCCAAAACCCAAUCAGAUGGUCUGGCAGUAGUUGGUGCACUUUUCCAGGUAAGAUAUGAAAUAUUUUGGCUCUAGAACAAUCAGAUAUCAAUGAAAUAGUGAUAUUUAUGACCUAAUUGUUACGCAAAAAGUUA